GACCCCGCCCGGGCAGGAGGCGGAGGCGCGGUGAGAAGCGGGGGAGACCCGGCCCCCAAGGGGCGGGCGCGGCCGGGUGACAGCGGGGAGGAGCCGGGUGGGGGGCGCCCCCCUGCACCCUUUGCACCCCCUCGCACCCUCGCGGGCCGGCGAUCGGCCGGGCUCCGGGGGGGUCGCUGACUUCGUGGGGGGGGGGCUCCGGGCGCUGCAGGCGGCGGACAUGGGGCUGCAGGAGGCCGGCGCGGGCGACCGGCUGAGCGGGGCGGCGGCCCGGGGCGACGUGCACGAGCUUCGCCGCCUGCUGCACCACGAGCUGCUGCACCCCGAUGCGCUCAACCGCUUCGGACAGACGGCCCUGCAGGUCAUGAUGUUCGGCAGCCCAGCCAUCGCCCUGGAGCUGCUGAAGCAGGGAGCCAGCCCCAACGUGCAGGACGCCUGGGGCACCACCCCGGCCCACGACGCGGCCCGCACUGGCUUCCUGGACACCCUGAAGGUGCUGGUGGACCACGGGGCGGAUGUGAACACCCCUGACGGCCGCGGGGCGCUGCCCAUCCACCUGGCCGUGCGCGAGGGGCACCGGGCCGUCGUCAGCUUCCUGGUCGCCGAGUCAGAUCUGCAGCACCGGGACGCCGGGGGCCUCACCCCGCUGGAGCUGGCGCGGGGCCGGGGGGCCCAGGACCUGGUGGACAUCCUGGAGGGCCGCAGGGUGGUGGUGGCACCCCUGUGACCUCCCUAAACUUGGGAGGCGAAGAAUCACUUUCUCCUGUUCUGAGCCCUACCACAGGGAGGGGCCCCCAGUUUUGCUGCCUGUAGCUGUUGAUUUCUGUGUGUGUGUGUGUGUGUGUGUGUGUGUGUGUGUGUUUGAGAGUGUGUGGGGGUGACAUUUCUCCUGUUUUUUUUUUUUCUCCUCUCUCACCCCCUUCCUUUUAUCUACUUAAACGGUUGGCUUUCUUCAGAGCCCCAGCCUAUUGAGGCUCCAGCCCCCCCCCCCCCCCAGGGCAGAGACUUUAAAAGCCUCAGCCUCCCGCAUCCCCACACUGAACCCCCUUCCCUCCCCAGGUGAGGUUUUUUGCCUGGCGACCUUGACGCCUGACCUCAAAGUCUGGGGGAUGAUGGUGGGGGUUGGUUUGGUUUUGUUUUUUUUUUUUUGGGGGGGGGAUUGUUGUCAGAGUGCUCAUCAAUGAUUUUCUUUGGGAGCUGGUGGGUCGGGUCUCUUUGUACAGCAUUUCAAACAAACAAACCCGGCCCCCCACCCCAAUAAUUCUAUUUAUUAAGCUUUAUGGGAAAAAAACCCGAAAAAUCAACUUUAUUGUUUUUGUGUGUGAGAUGCUAAUUUAAUGUUUGUCCCCAUUAAAUUAAGACUUGUGCACCAUCA
Erinaceus europaeus (western European hedgehog) is the source of this 1375-nucleotide messenger RNA. RefSeq names its product cyclin dependent kinase inhibitor 2D (gene CDKN2D). Gene Ontology annotation, biological process: negative regulation of cell population proliferation; regulation of cyclin-dependent protein serine/threonine kinase activity. The transcript has 2 exons. The record is from RefSeq and is a predicted model, not a curated record. Lineage: Eukaryota; Metazoa; Chordata; Mammalia; Eulipotyphla; Erinaceidae. Gene Ontology annotation, molecular function: protein kinase binding; cyclin-dependent protein serine/threonine kinase inhibitor activity. Bases 221 to 727 code for a protein of 168 amino acids. Gene Ontology annotation, cellular component: nucleus.